This is a messenger RNA of Zasmidium cellare ATCC 36951, 765 nucleotides long. RefSeq lists its product as uncharacterized. Bases 1 to 765 code for a protein of 254 amino acids. The transcript has 4 exons. Gene Ontology annotation, molecular function: oxidoreductase activity, acting on the CH-OH group of donors, NAD or NADP as acceptor. Lineage: Eukaryota; Fungi; Ascomycota; Dothideomycetes; Mycosphaerellales; Mycosphaerellaceae. The record is from RefSeq and is a predicted model, not a curated record.
AUGACCAUCGACAAUGAAAUAAGCGGAAGAUUGGCCCUCGUGACAGGGGCCUCAGGCGGCAUCGGAGCAGCAUGUGCUCGAGACCUCUUCGCUCAGGGGGCCUCCCUAGCCUUGACAUACUCCUCCAACAAGACACCCGUCGACGAGCUCAUCGAAGAACUCCGCCCCAGCGCCAAUGGACGAAAGUUGACCGCGCACAAAGCGGACAUGACCUCGGACGAAGAUCUGAAGAAACUCUAUGAUGAUAUCAAAUCUGAGCAUGGACAAGGCCCGGAUAUUCUCAUUGCCAAUGCAGGGUAUGGCAAACGGACGUCGGAUAUCUUAGACAUCGAUAUCGAAGAAUGGGACUACACAAUCAACUGCAACCUCCGCGCGAGCUUCCUCCUAACCAAACUCGCCGUCGCCCACAUGAUCGAGCAGAACUGGGGCCGCAUCAUCUACAUCUCCUCCAUCGCGGCGGGGGGCACCUCGAUCAACGGCUGCCACUACUCGGCCUCCAAAGCCGGCGUGCAGGGCCUCUCCAAGAACCUCGCCAUCAAGCUGGCCAAGCACGGCAUCACCUGCAACGAUGUGGCGCCGGCUAUGAUCACCGGCACGGGCAUGAUUCCGGACGAGGAGUUCUUGAAGGGCACGCCGGGUGAUGUGAAGAAUAUCCCUGUUGGGAGGGCUGGUUCGACGCAGGAGUGUGCGAAUGUGGUGACGAUGUUGUGUAAGACGGGGUAUAUGACCGGUCAGAGUAUUUUGAUUUCGGGUGGGUUGAAGUAG